This is a messenger RNA of Frankliniella occidentalis (western flower thrips), 2484 nucleotides long. RefSeq names its product MIF4G domain-containing protein-like. The record is from RefSeq and is a predicted model, not a curated record. Gene Ontology annotation, cellular component: cytosol. Gene Ontology annotation, molecular function: RNA binding; translation activator activity; protein binding. Gene Ontology annotation, biological process: regulation of translational initiation. NCBI's taxonomy places the organism in Eukaryota, Metazoa, Arthropoda, Insecta, Thysanoptera, Thripidae.
GUGCGGGACCACGCUCCAGUAGAGGAGCAACACGCGGGGAAACCCCUCCGCUCCAAGACCCAGGCUGCCAUCGCAACGGCCUCCUCGUCCGGUGGAGCAGGGAUCAAGCGCUCCAAGAGUAUGGGCUCGGCUGACGCGUUGGGCGGCCAGACCAAAGACCUCCCGGACUUCGCCAACUUCCCUCCCGAGGUGCAGGCCGCCAUUCACCGGGCUGUCGAAGACCCUAAUCAAGUGUCUGCGAGGACGUUGAUGCAGUUGGUGAAGCACAUAAUGGAUAGAGUGGUAGAAAGCCGAAGCUUUGCAGAACCAGCUGCAAAACUAUGCAUCACAAUUAUUGAAAAGGAGAAAAAUGAAACAUUUCUUGAGUCCCUCCUUAAUACAUGUCAACUAUGGUAUCAAAACAGAGAAAAGUAUCUCAAGGCCUCUAGCCCUUCUGCAGGAUCUAGUGGAUCACCUAGUAUGCGCUAUCCAGCUUUCAUGGCCUUCUUGAAUGAAAUGUAUUGUCAGUUGAAACGACGUCAGCUUCAACUGAAAACCCAAUACGAUGGAGUUGCACCUGGAUUACUUCUGCUGACCCUUCUAGCUAAGUGUUGUCAGGAAUGUCUCAAACCCCCAUCUGUGAACAGUUUGAAAGAGAUGGAGUGCUUGUUUUUUGUCUUAUCAUCAAUCGGAAAAGACUUAGAAACUGAGCUUCCAGCUCGAAUGAAUGCUGUUUUAGCGGGAGUACGUGAUGCCUUUUUAACAUCAGCCGCAAUACCUGCAAUACGAAAGACACUUCUUCAACUUAUAGAACUUCAUGCUGCUCAGUGGCAACUACCUGCUCCAGCAAUUAUGUAUUAUUAUCCAGCUACUAAUAAGUAAUAAGUAAUUACCUGGGUUAGCUCAUUGCAUCUUUUCUUUAUUUGAGGAGAAGGUCUCAGACCAUAAAGGUUUUACAGUCAUUGAGUUAGGAGAAGUGUAUUGCUGAGCAUGGUGAACAUGCUCAUGCUGUGCAGAGUAAUUCCUCCCAUCCCCAUCAUUUAGAUAUUCUCUCCUGCCCCUUGAUGGCCACUUUGAGUCAAGGGUUUUAUAGCGGAAGGGUGAUCUACAAAUUCUUAGAACUGAGAAGAGCUCUGUAAGAAAAUGGGAAAACAGAUUAGAAGCUGAAAAUGCAUGAAUCUAACAUCCCAGCAAACUAUUGGUUUGCAAUUUAAUAACUUUCAUCAACAGUUACAAUUAUAUUAUGAAGGUACCAAUAAUACAAUCAAAAACAAAAUAAUUAAAAAAAAAAACUUUGAUGAGAUGAUAAAAAAUACUCACAUAUACUUUUCUUGUGGCGAUACAUUGUUUUUUUGUUGUUGUUUUUUUUAAGUUACUAUUAUUGGCCCACAACUAAAACUAGAAGAGUGAGUAAAUUUUUGAUAAUUGAGAGAAGACUAGUCAAGCAAUUGAAAGUAAAGAGAUGAUAAUAUUAAUUGAAAUACUGUUGGCUGUGCAUUCUGCUUGACACAUAAAUGUAAAAAGGUACCUGGUGUCAAUCAAACUAAAAGUAGAUGGUUGUAGCAUGCUAUAAGGGAACUGCCCUCUUGUUGCAUUCUUACUAUUCUUAGGUAAAAUUUGAGUCUAGAUCUUACUUUCAUAUUUCCAAGAGCACAAUUUUCUUUCACACUGUUAUUUAUGUUUUUACUAAGUUAUUAACCAGUGAAAAAAAAGAUUGGACAACUGUAGAGUAUGAUAUUCUGUACAUUAAGGUGCACUGUGAACAUUGGGAAACAUUUUUGAGCAAAAACACGAGAAUGUUUUCAAACACAGGACCUAUUUUCCCACAGAAAGUUAAGUGCUGUACUCCUUAGAGAGUUCGUUGAAGUUGUCUGUUAAUGUGGUGUCAGCACUGCAAUUUUAAUCAUUCUGAGUUUGGUUGAUGUGUUACUACACAGUAGCAUAUUUUAUCCAUUUACUAACCCUCCGAGACUGCUAGUUUGCCAUAUGUACGUUUUAUAUUGUAUUGUGAUUUACUUCACUGAUGCUCUUGCUGUUGGUUCUUUUCUACUUUUGUAAGAAGUUGGUAUUAUUUUUGAGAAAUGGAUUGUACAGAAUAUUUUUUUGUAGAAAAUAUUACUCAGAACUAUUAAUUGCAAAAUUGAUCCCUUUUAAAAUUGUUUAAUUUUCCCCAUUACUUCAGGAACUUCUAAUAGGGUUAGACGUAGGCUUCUUUUCUUUAGUCACUAUAGAUAAUCAAUUGAAAGGGACCUAGAAAGUUCAUCCCCAUAACUUCUGUACUCCCUGCAACAGCAGAUAAGAACAUGUUAGGUAAGAAGAACAUGAAAUUGAGGCUUAUACCAAGUGUAAAUAAUUACAUGUAAGUCGUUUAUUUUUCCAACUGCCAAAGGACAGAACACUUCUUACCAUGUAGAUAUACAUCAAAUAAUAUUUUUGCAUUAUCUUGUUGAGUGUUUGCAAUAUAUUUGUACGGCCUUCAAGAAUAAAAGGAACAGUUGAGUGUCA